CAGCUGAUCCUGUCGUGCUUCAGACUGCCGAAUUUUCACAGAGUAUUUUCGUUUCAAUCUAAGUAAUAACAAGGAAAGAUAGGAUGAGGUUGACCACAGUUUUGUUGAGAUUUAAGCAUCCGCACGGCCACUUGUAUCACGGAAAACACCGACUAAGGAAAGCAGUCACUGACAAAAGCUUCAGAGCUCUGCGCUGGGACUACGAAAUAGAAGAGCAGAAUAUGCUGCUACUGCGUCAUCCUUACUUAACAAUUGAGCAGUCCAGUGGUCAUAUGAAAGACCUUAGAGUAGACCCCAUAGCUAAAUGGGAUAAGGAAAGAAGUGAAAAAUUUUCCAAAAUUACUACUUUGGAAGAUAGACUUAUGCAUUUGAAAGUGAGAGAUGCUUGGGAUUAAAAUAAACAAUUUAAGGUAGUAGAUUAAUAAUGGACAAUUCUUUAUUUGUUUAAAUUAUACAACAAAUGUACAUACAUAUAAACAAUUAUGAGAUAAAGAUACUUCAAUUAAUACAUCGUUCCGUCAUUGGAAA
Neodiprion fabricii is the source of this 528-nucleotide messenger RNA. RefSeq names its product ribosomal protein 63, mitochondrial. Gene Ontology annotation, cellular component: mitochondrial ribosome. Gene Ontology annotation, biological process: mitochondrial translation. The coding region runs from base 84 to 395 and encodes 103 amino acids. Gene Ontology annotation, molecular function: structural constituent of ribosome. Lineage: Eukaryota; Metazoa; Arthropoda; Insecta; Hymenoptera; Diprionidae. The record is from RefSeq and is a predicted model, not a curated record. The transcript has 2 exons.